Messenger RNA from Brassica napus (rape), 1101 nucleotides. RefSeq names its product cytokinin riboside 5'-monophosphate phosphoribohydrolase LOG1. Gene Ontology annotation, molecular function: hydrolase activity, hydrolyzing N-glycosyl compounds. Gene Ontology annotation, biological process: cytokinin biosynthetic process. Gene Ontology annotation, cellular component: cytosol; nucleus. The transcript has 7 exons. Lineage: Eukaryota; Viridiplantae; Streptophyta; Magnoliopsida; Brassicales; Brassicaceae. Bases 149 to 892 code for a protein of 247 amino acids. The record is from RefSeq and is a predicted model, not a curated record.
AUUUAAGUAUUUAUUAUGGAAGAAUGUCAAACUCGUGUUUUAGAAAGAAAAAGGAAAAAGAAUGUCAAAGUCAUAGAUAAUAUUUAUUUACUAUUAGGAAGCGUAUGAGCUUAGGGUAUAUUACCCCACCGUCGAAUAUUCUAUAUAUAUGUACAACGAACAUUCACACCAACACACAACGAGAAAGAGAUUCUUCUUUCUAUUUCUUAAAAAUAAAACUCUGUGUUGGGAAAUAAGAGGAGAGAGAGGGAUGGAGAUUGAACCGAAGUUCAAGAGAAUAUGUGUGUUUUGUGGAAGUAGUGCUGGUAAUAAAACCAGUUACAGAGAUGCUGCUAUCGAACUCGGAGCCGAACUGGUAUCCAGAAAUAUCGAUCUUGUCUAUGGCGGAGGGAGCAUAGGUUUAAUGGGUUUGAUUUCUCAAGCUGUUUACAAUGGAGGUCGCCAUGUCAUCGGGGUUAUCCCCAAGACACUAAUGCCAAAAGAGAUAACAGGAGAGACAGUGGGAGAAGUGAAGGCAGUAGCAGACAUGCACCAAAGGAAAGCUGAGAUGGCUAAGCACUCUGAUGCCUUUAUCGCUUUACCUGGUGGGUAUGGGACACUUGAAGAGCUUCUUGAAGUAAUCACUUGGGCACAGCUUGGAAUCCAUGAUAAACCAGUGGGAUUACUGAAUGUGGAAGGAUACUACAAUUCAUUGUUAUCAUUCAUAGACAACGCAGUUGAAGAAGGUUUCAUUUCACCAACUGCUCGUCAUAUCAUUGUCUCUGCUCCUUCUGCGAAAGACCUUGUCAUGAAACUUGAGGAAUAUGUACCAAGGCACGAGAAGGUAGCCUCAAAGAAAAGCUGGGAGAUGGAACAAAUUGGGCUGAGUCCCACUUGUGAAAUCUCAAGAUGAAAAUGAUAAAAGCCCAAUUGUAUGUUUUUUUCUAAAUUGGGGUUCCUUGUUGCAAACACAAAUUGACUUUAUUUGUGUAGUUGAUUCUGUUGUUUAAUGUAUUUUAGGAUUUUAUUUCGGAAAAGAAUUAAAAAAAACAAACAUAAAAUGUAUGUUUUGGUAUGUAAUUUCUGAUAUGCUCCUAUAAACAACUCAAUCUUCGAGGUUUA